UUAGAGGAGAAAAACAGGGAAAAAAAUAUUCUGAACCAAUAGACUGCACACACAGUACAGGAGAUGACCAGAGACUGCAGACACAGUACAGGAGAUGACCAGAGACUGUGGAUAGUACAGGAGACGACCAGAGACUGCGGACAUAGUACAGGAGACGACCAGAGACUGCGGACAAAGUACAGGAGACAACCAGAGACUGCCGACAUAGUACAUGAGAUGACCAGAGACUGCGGACACAGUACAAGAGAUGACCAGAGACUGAGGAAAUAGUACAGAAGAUGACCAGAGACUGCGGACAUAGCACAGGAAAUGACCAAAGACUGCGGACAUAGUACAGGAGAUGACCAGAGAUUGCGGACAUAGCACAGGAGAUGACCAGAG
Messenger RNA from Staurois parvus, 381 nucleotides. NCBI's taxonomy places the organism in Eukaryota, Metazoa, Chordata, Amphibia, Anura, Ranidae. The record is from the annotation of a GenBank genome assembly.